This is a messenger RNA of Pocillopora verrucosa, 3380 nucleotides long. NCBI's taxonomy places the organism in Eukaryota, Metazoa, Cnidaria, Anthozoa, Scleractinia, Pocilloporidae. The record is from RefSeq and is a predicted model, not a curated record.
CCUUAGCCAGCAUAAGCAAAUACGAGUAAGAUUUGACAAGUUUCUCGCAGAGGCUCGAGAAACUCGAUUCAGAGUAUGGAAGAUUCGACGAACAGAAUGGAUCCUAACGAGUUUAAGGGGUUUCUCCUUUCUAUAUCGGAUCGAUUUAGAGUGGGAGACCUCGAGAAAAUGAAAUUUCUCCUAGAAGCACAUUUACCUGAAGGAACAUUGGAAAACGUACAGAUGCCGUUUGAACUCUUUCGUCGAAUGAUGAACGCCAGGUUACUAUCUCUUAAUAAUCUUCAUCUUUUGGCUACCUGUUUGCAGUCUGCUGGUCGAAUCGAUCUGAGCGAGGAGGUGAGACGACUCGAAUCAAAGAUGACGUUUGCAACAGAAGUUACUGAACAAAGAUCCCCGGAUGAUGCAAAUCUUUUCGUGGGAGCUCUUCCGCGCAAGCCAUCUCAUUUCUACGGGAGGGAAGAAAUGCUGAAAGAAAUUGUCAGAGUUCUCAGUGAAUGGAACGGCAAGCGACUCGUAGUCAUAACCGGUUUACCAGGUUAUGGAAAAUCCUGUUUGGCGCAAAGAAUCGGUCAUACGAUGAAGGAGAAUGGUUUCCAAGUCAUCUUCCUAUGCUUACGAGAAAUCCGAUCUGUCGGUAAAAUGUCAGCCAAGAUUCUACGCGCUUUAAAAGCAAAUGUUGGUCAAGGACUGAUGAAUAACCCGCAUGAGCUGGCACUGUCGUACUUAAAAUCUCUCACCACAAGAACAACUCUUAUUCUUGACAACGCUGAAGACCUCAUUUGUGACGAAAACUCAAAGCAGGAGUUUUAUAGUUUUGUGAACCAAGUCGCUCAGUUUGCAGGCCAAGUAAAAUGUGUCAUUACCUCAAGAGUGGAUUGUCCUGCUUCUUGUCAAACCCCGCGCCACUCGGUAAAACUACUCGUCCUUGAAAACGAUGCCGCAGCGAAAUUGCUUCAAGAAAAGGUUAAAGAAACUGGUUGUUUUCUUGAAGACCAGCAGGCUAAAACUAUAGCACAACUCUGCUUUAACAUUCCCCUGAUCUUGCACGCAGCCGCUGCCUACAUGGAAGCCAUCCCCCCAGAGACACUGAUUCAAAGUUUGGAAAGUCAUUUUGGAGCCAUAGAAAUUUCAAGCAUGGGGGAAUUGUUCCCAGAGCUGCAAAUGAGGGGCUUUCUCAGUGAAUGCUUACAACAGCUUGGCACCGAUUUCGAGGAGGACUUGUAUUCCUUGGCAGUAUUCCCAACGGCAUUUAGCUACCAACAAGCCCAGAGAGUAUGCUGUUCAAAAACAAGGCUUCCUACCGCUCUGCUUCAACUGGUGAAGAGGUCUCUUGUCCACAGAGAGUUACAUUCUAACCACUACUUCGUCCAUCAAGUAAUUCAACUGUGCUGCAAAGAAAAGGCCAAGACAGACGAGCGAUUGCGCGCGUGUUACAGUCAGGCGCAAGCAAGAUUUAUUGAGAAUUACCUAAACUUAAUUACCGAGUUACACCAGGAAUUCUUGUGCAAAGGUAACUUAGAGAAAUCGCUCUGUCGUUUCUGGGCAGAGGAGCAAAACAUUGUUCAAGCAAUUUGGUGGGCGACAGCGGGAACUACACUCCCUGCUCGUUGUGCAAAGAUCCUAAACGAAGCAGUCGUCUUCCUGGCCAAAGUCAUGAAGAAUGCUCAAUUUGAAGAAAUCUACGAAGUCGUUUUAAGCGCAACCAAAGGAGACUUACGACUUGUGGCUGAUUGCCUGACGUGUGUUGGUAUAAAACACAUCUACAGUUGUGAAUGUCAUCGGUCUUGCAGUGUGGUAACAGAGAGAGCCUACAGAGUCUUAACAAGAGCGCUAGAAAUCUACGAGAAGCUUAACCUGACAGAGGGAGAGCUUGUUGCACAGUGUUACAGCAAGAUCGGACGCUGCAUGGCCAAGAAUGGAAAUCCUUCCCGAGCUCUCGAACUGAGCGCAAAAGCUCUCGCAAUUAGAGAACAGAGGAGACCGGACGAGCCAUUGAAGUAUGCAGCUUGUUGCAACGACCUGGCAGUUGUUCAAAGCUGCUUAAACAACCACCUUGGAGCCCUAGCUCUCAGGGAACAAGCCCUUAGUGCUUACGUUGAAGAACUAGGGGAUCAUCCAUUUACCGGAACGCUCUACAACUAUCUAGGCAACGAUUGCCUUGCACUAGAGAACUUCGAUAAGGCCGUCGAAUAUUUCACCAAGGCGCUCAGUAUCAGGGAGAUAUUUCUUGGCUUUUACCACCAAGAGACUGCCCGAACAUAUCACGACUUGGGUCUUGCUUACAAGAGGAAGGGAGAUUAUACAAAAGCCAUGGAACAACUGGACGCGGCAGUCACGAUCCAAGAAAAACUGUGCGAUGUACCCCAUGAGAAACUCAAAUCUCUUCAAGAGAAGAGGGAGAUCUACUCAUGUCUGAAUUUAACCGACUCAAGCGCUCAGGAGCUACAAAAGAAGUUGGAACAGUGUCAGGAGGAGAUGACUCGAGCGAAAAAGGUCAAUAACGUUAGAUUGGAGAGAAUUAUGGAAAUGGCAAACAACAACGGAGUUGAUUUUAGCUGAAAAGUUAGCAGUGUUACUUCAAUAUGAUGUAACUGAUUCUUAACAUGACUGACUCCACCGACUGAACGAACAUAUUACUUCAGACACGUCUGUUAGUAAAAUAAGGUAACUUGGAAAAAAACAAUCAGUUGUAACUGGCCAUGCCAGAGAGGUGGGGCGAAUCUGUUACUUUGAGUACCACUGUCAACAAAAUAAGUGUAACCAGAAAAAAACGAAAAACAAAAAACUGAAACCUCAGUAUCGUUAACCAUUUUUUAAGUUGAUUACUCGUUUACAUUUAACGGCAUUUAAAGGCAUUUUACUGAUUACCUGGGAUUAGCACCAAACACGUUACAUUUAUAGGCUUGAAAAAAUCCGUGUGAUAUCUGUUCAUGAAUAAAAAUGUGUUAACUUAGUGACUAAGACAGGUUCUCCUUACAUUAUCGUCCAAACAUCAAGUAUACAAGUGAUGAAAAUAAAGAAAAUUAUCAAUUAGUUGAUCAUUGGUUGAGGCAAAACCAAAUUCUCCGAACUAACAUUACAAGAACCGUAAGGCAGACAGUAAGGAGAGUUACUAAUAAGAUCUUAGGAGUGAAACAUACCCUUUUUGUUACCUAUAGAUCGUACUAUGCUAUAACCAGACCUAAAGACGUUGGACUCCUAAAAGGAUCUGAUUGAAAACUGAUCAUUCUCAUUCUAAACGACUCACAUGAAAAAGAAAAAUGAAAUAAUUUGGUGUCAAUUAGAUAAAGCUUCUGCGGCCGAUUGCGUCCUUUAAUCUCAUUACCUUUGUAUUCUUUGCCAGUCACAUCUUUUAGGUAAUCAAACACAACUUUAAAGAA